Molecule: messenger RNA, 498 nt
Organism: Caenorhabditis briggsae
Lineage: Eukaryota; Metazoa; Nematoda; Chromadorea; Rhabditida; Rhabditidae
Exons: 4
Coding region: 1-498 (165 amino acids)
Source: RefSeq, a predicted model, not a curated record
AUGAAAUCCUGGUUUCGACGCUCUUCAAUCUCUUGGUUCCCUGGAAAAACCAAGUCAUGGAAUCUCACAGAAUUAACAGAUCAUUGCAAUGAUUAUUAUGUAUGCAUGGAAAACACGAAAUGCUACAAGGACUACGUUUUAUUCGAGACAUUUGAUCGAUGUUCCCAUGACGCUUUUUCUAUUGGUCCCAUGAGUUUUUGCAAUAAAAAAUUGAAAGAUUUCCACAAAAAUUCGCCAGGAAUUCUGCCUUCAUGUGUUGUCGAUUUUCUGGAGAAGGCUCCUCCCAAGAAAUGGACCUGUGAAAAUACAAAGUCCUUAGGAGACUGUUUAUUGCCACAAGUUCAGAAACAUUGUGAUCCUGGAUUAUUACCAAUUUUCAAUGAGCAUCAAGCCGCUCGUCAGUACUAUCUCGGUUGUGAUGGCAAAUUGAAAUUCAAGGAUAUCGAAAAUGUCAUCGCGAAUUCUACUACUAAUUCGACUGAAAUUGAGAUUUUAUAA